Molecule: messenger RNA, 1834 nt
Organism: Anoplophora glabripennis (Asian longhorned beetle)
Lineage: Eukaryota; Metazoa; Arthropoda; Insecta; Coleoptera; Cerambycidae
Gene: spag
Product: RNA polymerase II-associated protein 3
Exons: 6
Coding region: 37-1755 (572 amino acids)
Molecular function (GO): protein binding
Source: RefSeq, a predicted model, not a curated record
UUAAAAAAUCAAAACAAAUAGGUAAGUCAUUUGAAAAUGAAUCCCGUACUUUUGCGAAAACAGUUACAAGAAAAUGCAUCAGAUUUGCAAGAUUUCUGUAAGGAUCUCAAAAGCUGGGGAGAAGAGAUGAAACGAAAAGAGGAAGCUUUAAAAAAUUGUGACAGCGAGAGAACGUCACAAGAAAAUAAUUCUGAUCAUAAAAAAAUAAAAAAGCACGAUAAAAGUAUUAAGAAGUCAAAGAAGGAAGUCCCGAAGAAACCUGUAACAAAAAUAGGCAUUACAGACUACGGCGCUUGGGAUAAAUUUGAUGCAGAUGCAGAAUGUAAUAAAUUGGAAGACGAUAUAAAUGAAGACUCUGAGUUAACCGAUGAAUGUAACGAUAAUAUGCAGGAUUUAGCCAUAAUCGAGAAGGAAAAAGGAAACAAAUUUGUAAAGAGUCAGAAAUGGGACGAGGCUAUUAAAUGUUAUAGUAGGGCUAUCCAAUAUUACUCUUAUGACCCAAUUUUUUAUGCAAACCGUGCAUUGUGUCACUUAAAGAAGAGCAACUUUGAAGAAGCAGAAAGAGACUGUACUUUGUCAAUAAAAUUGGAUAAAACUUACGUGAAGGCCUAUCAAAGGCGUGCCGCUGCUAGAGAGGUACUAAACAAAUUAGAACAUGCUGAAUUUGAUCUUUCAAAGGUCCUUGCAUUGGAGCCAAAAAAUAAAGAAUCGAGGGAAGCAUUAGAAAAAUUAAGAAAGAAGCUUGGAAAACCUGAUAACGUAUUAGAUCAGCGCCCCAUUUCAAAAUUCACUGCUUCUAGAAAUAAAUCUAACGUAAGCAAACUUCCGAUAGUACCUCCUGUUACCGAUACAACAAAUACUGAUUUUAAAAAUGUAUUUGACACAAGUAAACCGGUCUCAUCUUGGUUGGAAGAAGAUAAUAUCAUAUUAGUAAAACCGAUAAAGAAACCACCUCAUUUACGAUCAAAAGAACCACUAAAAAGAAUUAAAAUCAUCGAGAAAGACAACAGUGUAACAGAAAGUAUAACAUCUGUAAAAUCUGAGCCCGAUGCGAUCAAACAACACGUAUUCGAAAAGCAGGAGAAAUCAGAAACCGUGAAAGACAUCUCUACCUUUAAAGAAGAUAGAUGUGGUGCCAAGAAAGACGUUUCCGCAUUUAAGAGGAGGCAAACUGAGAAGGUUUCGGAAAAAUCGGACCAUUCAACGGCUUUUCCGAGACCUGAUCAACCGUCACCCUCGAUUAAAAGCGACGAUUUUAAAAUUAUUGAAAAGAAACCUCCCGAUUUCUCCAGUCAACUUUCAGCGCUAAGUAAAGCAGUGAAAAAUACUUCCAAUAUAAGCAUAAGUAACGAACACAAAAAAGCAGCGGAUGAGAAGACAAACACUGAAUUUGUAAAACCGAAAACCUCGGUACAGUUCAACUUGAUUUGGAAAAAUUUAAAGGAUACGGCACAAAAAUAUGAGUACUUGAAACAAAUCGAUCCACAAGAUUUCCCGAGAAUUUUCUUGAAUUCGCUGGAGAGCCACGUGUUUAGUGGGAUUUUGGAGGUGCUGGCGAAACACUUCAUUGAAAAUAAAGAUCCCAUUUUCGAUAUUUUGGAUUCCUUCACGCAAGUGAAACGGUUCGGAACGUUCACCAUGUUUAUGUCUUCGUCGGAUAAAAAAAAUCUCUGGAAAAUAUUUGAUUACGUAAAGGAAGUCGAACAGAAGAAUAAGGAAGACGUUGACAGAUUGAUCGAGAAGUACGAAUUGUAGUUCUUCAUUCUAAUCAUUUUUUUUAAUAGUUAUCGAUAUUACUUAGGAUGUUUAAUUUUUUUCAUAAGUUCUUAUUCAA